AGUUCUCUACGUUGGUCCAAAUCCACCGAAACUAUGCUUUAUGUGGGUCUUCUUCUUGAUUUCCUUGCUCUUUUGAGCUCAAUUAGCAGAAAGCUUUUCGAUGGAGGGCGCGGCUGUUCCAACGCUAUCUCUUUUUAUCUUUGUGCAGCUGGCACGCGGCUCUGUUUGCUCUAUAUAGCACAAUCUGCAUGUAGUUGUGAAGCUCAUCACCUCUCCAUUAAUGACUCCCUCCCUCCUCUAUCCUCUCCGCAGCAAUACCGGCAUCAUGGCUUCUUCCCGGCCCACCUUUGCUUCUCUGCUCCUCCUCCUCCUCCUCCUGUUAACGUCCGCCCAGGGCAGCUCCUUGAAUACUACGGCAUGGCAUCCGGAAUGCGAGACGCCCAAGGCACCGCGGCGGGUGUCGUCGUCGGCCAGCUCCUUCGUCCCCUCUGCCGACUUCGUCUCCACCCUGCAGUCUACCCUCGAGGAGAUCAAGAAGGUCAUGUCACUUGUCUCUACCUUCUCUGGAGUUCUCGGAGGUGACCUCCGCCUCUCCUCCGCCGUCGACGACUGCCUCGACCUCCUCGACCUCUCCUCCGACGAGCUCACCUGGACCCUAUCUGCGUCCCAGCGCACCACCGCCUCCGCGUCUGCCUCGGGCGCCGGGAACCGCCGGUCCGACCUCCGCUCCUGGAUGAGCGCCGCCCUUGGGAACCAGGACACCUGCAAGGAGGGCCUCGACGGGACCGGCGGCCUUGUCGAGACCCUCGUCGCCGGCGGCCUCGACAUGGUCACCUCCCUCGUCUCCGACGGCCUCCGCGAGAUCGCGGCGGGCGGCGGGACCGGCGGCAAAGGCGGCAGCAGGAGGCUGAUGGGGUUCCCGGAGUGGGUGUCGGCGGCCGACCGGAGGCUGCUGCAGGCCCAGCCGACGACGGUGGCGGAUGCCGUGGUGGCGCAGGACGGGAGUGGUAACUACACGACGGUAGAGGCGGCCGUGGCGGCGGCACCGACGGAGGGCGCGCGGAGGUACGUGAUACACGUGAAGAAGGGAGUGUAUAAGGAGAACGUGGAGGUGAAGAAGAAGAAGUGGAACCUCAUGCUCGUCGGUGACGGCAUGGGCCAAACCGUCAUUUCCGGCAGCCGCAGCUACGUCGACGGCUGGACCACCUACCGCAGCGCCACCUUCGCUGUCGCCGGCAAGGGGUUCAUCGCCCGCGACCUGACGAUCGAGAACACGGCGGGGCCACAGAAGCACCAGGCGGUAGCGCUCCGCUCCGACUCCGACCUUUCCGUCUUCUAUCGCUGCGAGUUCUCCGGCUACCAGGACACCCUCUACGCCCACUCGCUGCGGCAGUUCUUCCGCGAGUGCCGCGUCACCGGCACCGUCGACUUCGUCUUCGGCAACGCCGCCGCGGUCUUCCAGAACUGCCAGCUCUUCCCCCGCCGGCCCCUCCCCGAGCAGAAGAACUCAGUGACCGCCCAGGGCCGCAAGGAUCCGAACCAGAACACCGGUUUCUCCUUCCAGUUCUGCAACGUCUCCGCCGACGCCGACCUCGUCGGCUUCACCAACUCGACGCCCACGUACCUCGGCCGGCCGUGGAAGGAGUACUCCCGCACCGUGUUCAUGCAGUCCUACCUGGGCUCGUUGAUCCGACCGGAGGGGUGGCUGGAGUGGAACGCCGAGUUCGCCUUGGACACACUGUACUACGCCGAGUACAUGAACUACGGGCCGGGUUCCGGGUUGGGGAACCGAGUCAAGUGGCCAGGCUACCACGCACUCAGCGAUCCGGCCAUGGCUGCCAACUUCACGGUGGCUCAGUUCAUAGACGGAAACAUGUGGUUGCCGUCAACUGGUGUGAAGUACACAGCUGGGUUGACCGUGUAAUAAUAUAUAUAUAUAGAGAGAGAGGAAAAGUUUCAGUAAUUAUAAUUUGUUUACUCUCAUAAUAUAAGUCAAUAGUUGUUUUGUGACUGAGAGGCAUUGAUGGGGCAAUGGAGUUGACUUUAUGAAUCUCUUCUCUUGUUUCUUA
Molecule: messenger RNA, 2009 nt
Organism: Musa acuminata AAA Group (dessert banana)
Lineage: Eukaryota; Viridiplantae; Streptophyta; Magnoliopsida; Zingiberales; Musaceae
Product: pectinesterase/pectinesterase inhibitor PPE8B
Exons: 2
Coding region: 221-1864 (547 amino acids)
Biological process (GO): cell wall modification
Molecular function (GO): pectinesterase activity; pectinesterase inhibitor activity
Source: RefSeq, a predicted model, not a curated record